Messenger RNA from Linepithema humile (Argentine ant), 874 nucleotides. RefSeq names its product protein lethal(2)essential for life. The record is from RefSeq and is a predicted model, not a curated record. NCBI's taxonomy places the organism in Eukaryota, Metazoa, Arthropoda, Insecta, Hymenoptera, Formicidae. Gene Ontology annotation, biological process: response to heat; protein refolding. Gene Ontology annotation, cellular component: nucleus; cytoplasm.
GCGCGCAAUCUCAGUACAAAAGUGACUAACGUACGGGUCGGUUCGUAGUGCAUACACGGCGAUUACGUCAAGCUGUUAGAAGCACAUUUUACGAAAACAGAUCAAGAUAUUUGUGAAUCCGUGAACGACAAAAUGAGCAGAUACAGAGCGACGCUGAUUCCAAAAUUAUUUUCCCAUUGGUGGGAAACUUUGGAUCGACCGCAUCGCUUAUUAGACCAACGAUUCGCCAUGAGAUUGCAUCCCGACCACUUCUUUGGACCGUCGAUAUUUGACAGAUUUGACAAAUUUGAUAAACAAAUGGUAAAUAACUUCUCUCGAUCGUGGAGUGAGUUUCUGCGGGAACACGAAAACGGAUGGUCCGUCGUAAAGAACGACGAGGGCAAAUUUCACGUGUCCCUCGAUGUGCAACAAUUCAAACCCGACGAAGUCAACGUCAAAGUGAUAGACAAUAUCGUGGUCGUUGAAGGCAAACAUGAAGAAAAAAAGGAUGAGCACGGAUUAGUCUCUAGACAUUUCGUCAGGAAAUACAUGGUUCCAGAACAAUGUGAUCCGGAGAAGAUAAUGAGUACACUCUCUUCGGAUGGUGUUCUGACAAUUACCGCGCCAAUGAAGCCAGAAGCUGUAGAAGAUAAAAAAGAAAGAGUCGUUAACAUCGAACACACUGGGAAGCCAGCCGUGGAAAAUGAGCCAGAAGUGAAACAAGCUGCACAAAAUUAAAAAAUAAAUAAUACUGUAGCUUAUUCAUAUAUGCAUAAGAUGUCAUUGUGUAUAUCUUACAUUGUAAAAAUUAUUUCAUCAAAUGUAGAAAAUGUAGUUUAGAAAUGUAGUUUAGUAUUGUAAUUAUUACAAUUGAAAAUAUAGUUCCUAUAUAAAA